UAUAUCAUAAAAAAGUUCCACCAAGUUAUGGGUUUCCUUGUGUUGCUUCUUAUCUCCCUCUUAGGUCUCUCUUCUAGUUCCAGCAUAUCAACUCAUCGCUCCAUAUUGGACCUUGACCUAUCCAAGUUUACCACACAGAAACAGGUGUCUUCACUGUUCCAACUAUGGAAGAGUGAGCAUGGACGUGUCUACCAUAACCACGAAGAAGAGGCAAAGAGACUUGAGAUUUUCAAGAAUAACUUGAACUAUAUCAGGGACAUGAAUGCAAACAGAAAAUCACCCCAUUCUCAUCGUUUAGGAUUGAACAAGUUUGCUGACAUCACUCCUCAAGAGUUCAGCAAAAAGUACUUACAAGCUCCCAAGGAUGUGUCGCAGCAAAUCAAAAUGGCCAACAAGAAAAUGAAGAAGGAACAACAUUCUUGUGACCAUCCACCUGCAUCAUGGGAUUGGAGGGAAAAAGGUGUCAUCACCCAAGUAAAGUACCAAGGGGACUGUGGAAAUGGUUGGGCAUUUUCUGCCACGGGAGCUAUUGAAGCAAAAAAUGCAAUAGUGACAGGAAACCUUGUUAGCCUUUCUGAACAAGAAAUCACAGAUUGUGUCUAUAAAGCCAACAGUUGUAACGGUGGAUAUCACUUUCAUGCAUUUGAAUGGGUUAUAGAAAAUCGUGGAAUUGCCACUGAAGUUGACUAUCCUUACACAGCUGAAGAUCAUGGUACAUGCAAAGCCAAUAAGACACAGAACAGUGUUACAAUUGACAAUUUUGGAGGUCUAAUAAUAUCAGAACAUAGUACACAACCAGAGACAGACAAUGCACUGUUGAGCGCCACCCUUGAGCAACCAAUUAGUGUGGCCAUGGACGCAAGAGAUUUUCAUUUCUACACUGGCGGAAUUUAUGAUGGAGGAAACUGUUCAAGUCCGUAUGGGAUCAACCACUUUGUUUUAAUAGUGGGUUAUGGAUCAUUAGAUGGUGUAGAUUAUUGGAUAGUAAAAAAUUCAUUUGGAAAAGAUUGGGGAAUGGAUGGAUACAUUUGGAUCCAAAGAAAUAUUGCUAAUCCAAUUGGAGUAUGUGCGAUUAAUUUUUUCGCUUCUUGGCCAAUCAAAGAGAAAUCAGAAACACUGGUGUCUGCUCGCGUUAAAGCUGAUCAAAGAGUGGAUUACUCUCCUCUUUGAACCGUGAAGGUGGUCCAGUUAAAUAUCUAGUGCUUGUUUUCUUAGAGACAAGCAUCGUAUGCAUGAUUCUGUGUUACCAUGAAUCUUCCACGCUGUAUUGAUGUGGAAGGACAAAAAUAAAACACAGAACUAGUUUUUCUUCAAAUAAUGUGAUAGUCAAUAAUAGAACACAGCCACUGUUUCAUGUGUUUUGAGAUAUAUCCA
Messenger RNA from Glycine soja, 1374 nucleotides. Its product is annotated as P34 probable thiol protease-like. The transcript is spliced from 4 exons. NCBI's taxonomy places the organism in Eukaryota, Viridiplantae, Streptophyta, Magnoliopsida, Fabales, Fabaceae. Gene Ontology annotation, molecular function: cysteine-type endopeptidase activity. Gene Ontology annotation, cellular component: lysosome. The record is from RefSeq and is a predicted model, not a curated record. Bases 28 to 1170 code for a protein of 380 amino acids.